UCGGUGAAUAAAAACCGAGACGAAGUCGAGGUUUUUAUUCACGAUAAUCACCGAGCCUGAGGUGAAUAAUUGUUUUAGUAUAAUUUCAUAGGUGAUUAUUUGGGAAAAAUAAGAAAAUACACAUUUCUUCGCCAUUUAAUUGUCAAAAAGGCUUCGGCCGCCAUUUUGAAAAUCGCUUAGGUGAUUAUCGCGUAAUAAUGACCUCAUCGGCAACCAAUCAGCGUGGAGAAUUUUCAAUAAUCACCUAUAUACUAACAUUGGUUAUUCGUCGGAUACUACCAACGUGAUGUUUGGAGAAAGAAAUUCGGUUUUCAAGCUGUUGAAAUCGGGGCAAAAGAAUGUGCAAACACUGAAAUGCUCUUGCCACUUAAUCCACUUAGCUUCUUCCUAUGCCACAAAAAGUUGCCAAAGGAUUUAGAGGAUCUAUGUCGGGACAUUUAUGCACAUUUCCACCGUUCAUCGAAAAGACAAGGUGUCUACAAAGAAUUCCAAAGUUUCUUUGAUGUUGAACCUCAUAAGCUACUGUCCCCUGCUCAAACACGCUGGCUCUCUUUUCAAGCAUGCAUAAAUCGAAUUUUGGAGCAGUAUGAAGCAUUGAAGCAACAUUUUAUUCUUGUUGUAAAUGAAGAUCCAACUCAUACCAUCGAACGCAUACACAAGUUCACAUUGGCCUACCUAGAGUUUCUCAGCUACCAGCUUUAGCGGUUCAAUGAUUUCAAUCUUCUUUUUCAAUGUGAAAAACUUGUCCUCCAUUGUCUUAAGUCACAAGUAGAAAUGCUCCUUAGAUCAAUCGCAAGUGAUUUUAUGAAAAGGGAUUAUGUUAAAGCUACAAACCCGAAGAAAAUUUCACCAUCAUGUGAAGAAUUUCACGUACCCCUGGAAGAUGUCUAUCUUGGCAUGGCGGAAACAGCAAUUCUAUGAGAAAUAGCAGCCAGGGCUAAAGAAGAAGACGUAUCUGCAUUCCGUAGUCACUGUAGGAAUUUCCUCGUAGAAUCGAUUCUUCAGAUCCAGAAACGGUUUGACCUUGCGGCAGAGAUUCACGAUAUCGUACAGUGUACCUUGCCCCAAAACGCUGCUUCUACCAUCCCACCUUCUCUCGAAGGCAUUUGUCAGAAGUUGUCCUAUUUGAGGGAGAUUCUCAAGUCUGGUUCACGCUAGCAAUUUUGUCCGUGAUUUUGUGUUUCUGACGGAUGCAAAUGCAGGGCCGUAGCAACCGGGGGGGCUGGGGGGGGCUGCAGCCCCCCAAUAAUUUGCUAAUAAUCAUUCUUUUUUCAAAAUCAUGCAAACUUUAUCAUUUAAUCUGUGACAAACUGCAAAGAAUGAAGAUAUUACUC
Molecule: messenger RNA, 1334 nt
Organism: Paramuricea clavata
Lineage: Eukaryota; Metazoa; Cnidaria; Anthozoa; Malacalcyonacea; Plexauridae
Source: the annotation of a GenBank genome assembly